GCCCCAGUGGCUGAGCAGAGAAGGUGGACUCCCAAGAUAGACCAGGGGCCACCCAGCCUACCCGACUGGGACCUCUGCCCACCAGACAUGGCCCCAGGCCCCCUAGAUCCCCAGCCCUGUGGCGGGGCAGGGGUGCAGAGAGCCUAAACGCCCCCACCCUAGGGCCUGUACCCAGGCCCCUGACCUGGGCACGGCCAGCCUCAGGAACAGAGGCCAUGGAGACGGUUGCCCCAGCUGUGGACCUGGUGCUGGGCGCCUCGGCCUGUUGCCUGGCCUGCGUCUUUACCAACCCCCUGGAGGUGGUGAAGACGAGGCUGCAGCUGCAAGGGGAGCUGCAGGCCCGAGGCACCUACCCACGGCCCUACAGGGGCUUUUUGGCCUCAGUAGCAGCUGUGGUCCGUGCAGACGGGCUGUGUGGCCUGCAGAAGGGGCUGGCCGCCGGCCUCCUUUACCAGGGCCUCAUGAAUGGCGUCCGCUUCUACUGCUACAGCCUGGCGGGCCAGGCUGGCCUCACCCAGCAGCCUGGUGGCACGGUGGUCGCCGGCGCGGUGGCUGGGGCACUGGGAGCCUUCGUGGGGAGUCCUGCUUACUUGGUCAAAACGCAGCUGCAGGCCCAGACGGUGGCCGCGAUGGCCGUGGGGCACCAGCACCAUCACCAGAGUGUUUUGGGUGCCUUGGAGACCAUCUGGCGGCAGCAGGGCCUGGCAGGGCUAUGGCGGGGCGUGGGUGGGGCCGUGCCCAGGGUCAUGGUCGGCUCAGCCGCCCAGCUGGCCACCUUUGCCUCUGCCAAGGCCUGGGUGCAGAAGCGACAGUGGCUCCCAGAAGACAGCUGGCUGGUGGCCUUGGCUGGAGGCAUGAUCAGCAGUGUCGCCGUGGCCGCGGUCAUGACUCCCUUCGACGUGGUCAGCACACGGCUCUACAAUCAGCCCGUGGACGGAACUGGCCGAGGCCAGCUGUACGGUGGCCUCGCUGACUGCCUGGUGAAGAUCUGGAGGCAGGAGGGCCCCCUGGCCCUCUACAAGGGUCUGGGCCCAGCCUACCUGCGCCUGGGCCCCCACACCAUCCUCAGCAUGCUCUUCUGGGAUGAGCUCCGGAAACUGGCCGCGCGGAGCCAGCACCAGGGCACCUAGGCGGCAUCGCUCGUCGCCAUCUCCUGACACAGCCCGGGACCCAGGAGCGACGGCCUGCUCCGGCUGGGAAUGGCCGUCUUAGAGCAGGCCACAGGCCCAGCCCCUGCCACACGUCCGAGGAGAGUGUGGGCAGCUUCAGUCAACCCAGACCCACGGCCCGCUCGGGGCUGGAGCCGCUUGUUCUCUGUUCUCUGGCAAGUUCUCUUCCCUUUGCCUGGGUUACCUCAUCCCAGAGCCUUACCGUGAUUAUAAUAACCGCUCCGGGUCGUGACCGUCACCCCGAGUGGGGUCACUCACACGCAUCGGCUUGCUUGGUCCUCAAAUAGUGCGAGACGGUGAAAUUCUCUCGUAGCAGGGGAAGCUGAGGCCCACCAGGUGGAAAGCCACACAGCUUUGAAGGGACAGAACCAGCACUGGAACUUAGCUCUGCCCAGCCCAGACUGGUGCCUCUGGCAAGAGCCAGGACCACAGGCGCUGGAGAGCCUGCGUGUCACUGCACACACGGGGAGGCCUCGGGCUUCCAUAAAAAAGCCCCUCAAGCCAGGGGUUCAAACAACAGAUGCUGUCCACGGUCUGGGGGCUGGAAGUCCAAGGUCAAGGUGUCAGCAGGGUUGGUUUCUCUGAGCCCUCUCUCCCUGGCGGCCCAGGGUCCUCACAUGGUCUACCUUCUGUGUCUGUGUCCGAAUCCCUUCUUCUAGGGAAACUGGUCGUGCUGGACUAGCUCCCGCCCUAAUGUCCUCCUUUUAACAUAAUUACCUCUUCAGAGACCUCAUCUCCAAGUACAGUCACAGACUGGGGGUUAGAACUUCAAUGUACAAAUGUGGAGGAGGGGGAGUCAUAAUUCAGCCUGUGACAUCCACCAAGAGCUUUUACGAGGGCCUCCUAGAUGCCCAGCACUGUGGGCGUUUGCACAAAUCCUCAUGACCGUUCUGAAAGGGAGCUCUCGCAAUGCCCAUUCUUCAGGUGAGGAGAUUGAGGCCCGGGGCAAGGAAGUGACUUGCUUAGGGGAGUCGCAGAGCCAGGUGUCCUCAUCUGGGGCCCUCUCCCCUGAACUGAAGCCACACUCCCCCCGCUGAGUGUGUUCCUCAGGCCCGCGCUGACCUUUGUGCUUCAGGAAUGGAUGCCGAGUCCCUGGAAGGGACAGGACUGGCCCAGGUCAAGCAGCCUGAACCGCCUACCCCGCCACACCCCACGUCUGCUCUUCCCAGGGGUACCCCUAGCGCACACUCCAAACCAAUAAACUUUUCUACUUUGUUUACUUCAACGACUCCCUUCUGCUGGCAGCCUCCGUCUCCCCCACCCCUGAACCCCCACCCUUGGCUCUCUCUCCUCGCUCUGGGGAAGGAGGAUCCAAAAGUCUUGGGGCAGGCCAGCCGCACCCCACCGCGUCCAACCGAUGG
Molecule: messenger RNA, 2530 nt
Organism: Enhydra lutris kenyoni (northern sea otter)
Lineage: Eukaryota; Metazoa; Chordata; Mammalia; Carnivora; Mustelidae
Product: solute carrier family 25 member 34
Exons: 5
Coding region: 216-1130 (304 amino acids)
Source: RefSeq, a predicted model, not a curated record